Messenger RNA from Staurois parvus, 957 nucleotides. The record is from the annotation of a GenBank genome assembly. Lineage: Eukaryota; Metazoa; Chordata; Amphibia; Anura; Ranidae.
UCACAGUGUGAAGACCAAGGAUUAAAUGAUGGAAGUGUCAAGACAGUAAAAAUCCAUCAAGUGCAGACAGAGAACUUAUGGAGCCGUGACGGUCAUCUCUCCAGUGAGCACUACCUGCAUAGAGCUCCCUUGGGCCUGACUCUAGAAGAUCUCCAGCAGCCCAGCCAUUGCCAGCCAAGGGACUUUGUUUCCAAGCAAAAGAACGCCAUGGCUUUAAGUGAAAGAGAUUCUCUAAGGAGUGCUCAAAAUAAGGCGGGAUCAUUGAGGGGCUCUGAACAGAACAGGAAUUUGAGUGAAAGAGUGGAUUCUCUUCAAGAGCAAAAUGCUUCUUUGGUCUCACAAAACCACUCUCUGGUGAACAAGAUCAAAUCCAUGCAGCUGGAACUCACAAAAUCCAAAUCAAAGGUUCGUUUUUAUGAAUCUGCUCUUGGAAAGCCUACCUCCAGAAUCCCUGAGCUAGAGAAACAUAUUGUUGGUUUAGAAGCAGAAUCCGAAGCACAGGAAAAAGCUCUCAGGAUUGCAGAAGAGAAACUAGUGGAAAGCCACCACAAAAUGGCUGAAAAAGAACAAGUUCUGCGGAAUUUCAGAGAAGAAUUGAAGAUUAUGAAAAAGGAGUUAGAUGAGUGUUGCAUUCAAUGUAAAAGAACUGAGAAACAGAGAAACAAAGCACUGUUUAAUGCUGAAGAAUUAACCAAAGCAUUCCAACAGUACAAGAAAAAUGUGGCAGAAAAAAUAGAAAAGAUUCAAAAAGAGGAGAAGCAAAGAAGCCAGGCGCUCCAAGACUGUGAAAGAGAACGAACGGAAUCCUGGGAAAAAUGUAAAAAAUUGGAAAGUGAACUUGAAGAUGCAAGGAAACAUUUAAGGAGUUUGCUGUCUGAAAAGACUGAUGAAGGGGAGAAAGAGAAAUGUGCAGCAGCAAGUAACACAGAGCUUAUUUCACUUCUGACCCAGUGUAAU